This is a messenger RNA of Ictidomys tridecemlineatus (thirteen-lined ground squirrel), 4123 nucleotides long. It is a transcript of the gene Nyx, whose product is annotated as nyctalopin. The record is from RefSeq and is a predicted model, not a curated record. Gene Ontology annotation, cellular component: plasma membrane. Gene Ontology annotation, molecular function: protein binding. Lineage: Eukaryota; Metazoa; Chordata; Mammalia; Rodentia; Sciuridae.
AGGAGAGAAAGGGGCCAGGCAGAUGGAGAGGGCAGUAGGGCCAGGAGUGGCCAAGGCCUGGGGAUAAAGCCGAUUGGUGUGUCAGCAAAAUCUGUCAGUGGCUUUGGUGAUUCGAAAGGCAGACACGUUCUUUCAUCUCUGUUAAUCCUCAUCUGAUACAGAGGAUUUUCCUGCCAUUAAAUCUGGAGAAAGAAAACUAAGCACUGAAACCCGCAGACUCCUUUUGCUUUCUGAUCACCCCCGACCCCAGCCUUUCUUUCUCGGUGGGACCAUCUUUUAUCAUCUGAUUUGGGAGAUGGAGGGGCUGGGGCAGCCCAGGGGCCCCUUGGAGGUGCAGGACCAGGCAGACCCCCAGGACGGCAGGGAUCCCACAGCUGGAUGGUCCUAAGCCACCAGAUGUGUAAAAGGGAUGCUGGUCCUGCUUCUGCAUGUGGUGCUCCUCGGCCUGCCCAGCACCCGGGCCACCGAGGCCUGCCUGCGUGCCUGCCCGGCUGCCUGCACCUGCAGCACCGCCGAGCGCAGCUGCUCCGUGCGCUGCGACCGCGCAGGCCUCCUGCGGGUGCCGGCCGAGUUCCCGUGCGAGGCCACCUCCAUCGAUCUGGACAGAAACGGCCUGCGCAUCCUAGGGGAGCGGGCCUUUGGCACGCUUCCGUCCCUGCGCCGCCUGUCUUUGCGCCACAACAACCUGUCCUUUAUCACGCCGGGCGCCUUCAAGGGUCUGCCGCGCUUGGCGGAGCUGCGCCUGGCGCACAACGGCGAGCUGCGCUACCUGCACGCGCGCACCUUCGUCGCUUUGGGCCGCCUGCGCCGCCUUGACCUGGCCGCGUGUCGCCUGUUCAGUGUGCCCGAGCGCCUCCUGGCCGAGCUGCCGGCCCUGCGCGAGCUCGCCGCCUUCGACAACCUGUUCCGCCGCGUGCCGGGCGCGCUCCGCGGCCUGGCCAACCUGACGCAUGCGCACUUGGAGCGCGGCCGCAUCGAGGCCGUGGCCUCCAGCUCGCUGCUGGGCCUGCGGCGCCUGCGCUCGCUCAGUCUGCAGGCCAACCGCGUCCGCGUCGUGCACGCCGGUGCCUUCGGCGACUGCGGCGCCCUGGAGCACCUGCUGCUCAACGACAACCUGCUGGCCGAGCUGCCGGCCGACGCCUUCCGCGGCCUGCGCCGCCUGCGCACGCUCAACCUGGGCGGCAACGCGCUGGGCGUGGUGGCGCGCGCCUGGUUCGCCGACCUGGCGGAGCUCGAGCUGCUCUACCUGGACCGGAACAGCAUCGCCUUCGUGGAGGAGGGCGCCUUCCAGAACCUCUCGGGCCUGCUGGCCCUGCACCUCAACAGCAACCGCCUCGCUGUGCUCUCCUGGGCCGCCUUCCAGCCCGGCUUCUUCUUGGGACGCCUCUUCCUCUUCCGCAACCCGUGGCGCUGCGACUGCCACCUGGAGUGGCUGCGGGACUGGAUAGAGGGCUCUGGGCGCGUGGCCGAUGUGCCGUGCGCCUCCCCGGGCUCCGUGGCUGGCCUGGAUCUCAGCCAGGUGGCCUUCGAGCGCUCCCCCGACGGCCUGUGCGUGGACCCAGAGGAGCUGAACCUCACCACGUCUAGUCCAGGCUCGUCCCCAGGACCAGUGGCCACCACCGUGAGCAGGUUUAGCAGUCUCCUCUCCAAGUUGCUCGCCCCAAGGGUCCCAGUGGAGGAGACAGCCAACGUCACUGGAGGGCUGGCCAACGCCUCGCUGUUCGAUAGCCUUCCCUCCUGUGGGGUGGCCGGCCCCGGCCACAGGACCGUAUUGCUCUUCAUCUCCCGUCCCCUGCUCAGUGUGGCUCACUACGUGGUGUUUGGCCUGCAGAGGGACUGACCCUGCCACACUGGGGUGGCCCAAACUGCUUUGGCCAAGGGAGGGUUUGGUUAGCUGGGUUUAGGGGACAGGGAAUGGGAUGGGGACCAUGAUGAGAAUUCUAGGGGAGGGUGGAAGGAAGAGUUUGCCACCAAGGAUGGCACUAGGCAAAGGAGAAAGAACCCUGGGCAAUGCCACAGGGAGGGGAGAAGCUUGACUAUUGUGGAUUUCUGCUCUUCUCCUACGGGCAUCCAGAGGAAAAGAGAAAAAGAACGAAUAUAGCCCCUUAGUGCAAAGUCUAGGAAUUGGAAGCUCCUAGGGCGUUCCCCCUUCCCCGUUCCCUCCAUCUUCCAGGCAACAGUACCUACAGUGCCUGAAUUAAGAGGGUCACUCCACAGGCUGAAUACUAAGAACUGUGCCAAUUCUCCUGCAGGGUAACCCAUUAAACCCAAUCCCUUUGUUUUCUACGACAAUCCUCUGCCCCCUCCCCCAGGAGCCUGGGGACACUAGGAUUCUUGAAGGUGCAUGGGAUUUAAAGAAGGGAAGAUGAGGGAAAGACUUAGACCCUAAAGGGUGGUUAGGGUGGUUCCUGGGUUCUGAGAUGCUAGGAGGUGUUUAACACAAUGACGAGUUUCAUUUACUCCACAAUGAUGCCCAGGGGUGUCUUUAGUCCCAGAGGGACUUUGGGGGGGGGCGGGGGUGUCUUGGUGGACAAACUUGUAAAAUCCUAAAAUUAAAAAAACAAAAAGAGUUCAGCCAGUUUCUUUUCUAUAGAACUUUUCAGAGUCUUUCAUAUGUUAAUACGUAUUGUGAGUCUCCCUGGAGGCCACAAAUCCUCUUUUCUUAAGAAAUUGUGGGAAGACCAGGAGAUGCUGUUAGCAGGGCAGGGGGUCUCCAGCUUGGAGGAUUCCGCGGGUGUGGACGUUUGUUAUGAGCUGAGCCCUUUGGGGCUGGUGGCUAAGGAGGAGGGAAGCAGCCCCAGGUGGCCAGGGACACUAGAUAUUUCUCAGUGUGGGAAUCGGCCCCCUCCUGCCCCCAGGCUGGACCACCUGGGCAAAGGCCCACCCCCCCCCCCCAGCGGCCAGCACUCAGGGCCUCUGUGGAGUGUGUGAGGACCGGGCUGUCAGAUCCCACCUAGGCACCCCAACAAGCCAGCCCCUUUCAGGGCUCAGUGGAAAUGAGCAGAGGUGGACUCUUUUGUGAGCUGCAGGAUCAGCAGCUUUGGGGACCCCCGGCCACCAGGGUGGCUUUGCAGGCUUCCUCCUGGGGCUGGCUCUAGGCUGUGGAUGUGGCUCAGUGGUAGAGUGCUUGCCUAGUGUGCAUGCAGGAGGCCCGGGUUCCAUCCCCAGCACUGCCAAAAAUAUAAGAAUAAAAAUCCAAAUGCCGGCUCUGCUAUCUUCCUAUACCAUCUCUAUAGUUGGCAGCAGAACCACCCUCUGCUGGUCACAACAUGCGUGUGUGUUUGUCAGACCAUGAAGCAGCCAAGUCAACAAACGAAAGUGCCAUAGGUCUGCUAAAUACUUGCUCAAGCUAUUCUUUACACUGCGUGCAGUGAUAACGGCUUUUGUCAAUGGUGUGGAAUCUGCAAUCUUAAUACUGAGUUCUUGUCUUUGUAUUUGGAGAGGUGGAUUUUCAAAACCGACAUGGAUUCAGGGUGUACCCAUCUGUUAGGUUUCUAAUUUUUAGUCUUAGUAAUACUAAGAAUUAGAACGGUUGCAGGAGGGUUCAAAUGGGUUUUGACCAUAGAAUGGGUCAUGAUCAACAUUGAAAAAAAUUUAUAUAUAUAUAUAUAGGGGCUAGGGGGAUGUGACUUGGUGCUAGUGUAUGUGCUAGCUUGCUCGGGGUCCUGGGUGCAUCCCCCACACUGCAAAAAAGCAACUUCAUGAACAACAUGAUAAGAUAGAAGAGCCACAGAGCAUCUCAUGUAAUAUAAAAGUAAGCAUUGUUUUGUGAAACUUUUAAUUCAUAUGCAUGUGAUCCAUUGUAUGUGUAUAUAUGUGUGUCCUGGGUUGCUGUGUACAAUUUGUAGUUUCUUGUGGGGUUGUGGUUAAAAACAAUUGAAAGCUACUGAUAUAGAUCAUGCAUGAUUUUUUUUUUAUUUUGAAAAUUUUCAUGCCUAUAAAAAAGUUGCAAAAAUAGGAUGAACACUUUGACCAUUUACUCAAGUUUUAACUCAGUGUUAACUUUUUACCAUGUUUUCAUCCUUUCUUUCUCUUUCUAUGUUACUUUUCCUUGUUACUAAUAGUUUGAGUGCCUCACACUCUCGAGGCCCUGAGUUUGGUUUCCAGCAUCCCCCAAAAUAAA